Lytechinus pictus (painted urchin) is the source of this 2768-nucleotide messenger RNA. RefSeq names its product interferon alpha-inducible protein 27-like protein 1. NCBI's taxonomy places the organism in Eukaryota, Metazoa, Echinodermata, Echinoidea, Temnopleuroida, Toxopneustidae. The record is from RefSeq and is a predicted model, not a curated record. Gene Ontology annotation, cellular component: membrane. The transcript has 2 exons. Bases 240 to 707 code for a protein of 155 amino acids.
ACAGUGUGACUGUGUCAUGAGAUCUGCUCCCAACGAAAGAAAUCACCAACACAAAAGACUACGAAUAUCUGAGAGAUUCCAUUCACAUUACACACUCCAGGACAGGUGACAACGAAAUAAUUAUACCCCGGGAAUUAUACUGUCUAAAUCACUCUGAGAAUAAGCAUUUGCAGAUUCUUCUGACGAUAUCACUAACUUUGCCUCUUCAAGAGUAGGACGGAGAAACACGCUGGUUGAAAAUGCCCUUUGUUCAAGAUCGACAGACACAAACUGGAGAUGGCCCAGGAGCUGCAACACCACAACCGGAACCCGAACGGCCACCUCGACCACCGCUAACCAAAGCACAGAAAGCUCGCAUGGCGGCAGCCAUAACUGGAAUUGCUCUUGGGUUGACAGCAACUAUAGCCAUCAGUGUCGUCAUACCUGGUCUUGGGUUUGCAGCUGGUGGUAUCGUCGCAGGCUCAGUGGCAGCGUCUUCGAUGUCCUCAGCCGCAAUUGCCAGUGGAGGUGGCGUUGCUGCAGGAAGUACCGUAGCAGUCCUCCAGGCCAUAGGAGCUGGUGGGGCUGCCACCGCUGCUUCAGCCGCUGCAGGAACAACGGCUGUUGCUCUUACUGUAAGCCAGUUAGUCGAAGGUGUCAUCAGGUUCAAGAAAAGGCGGAAAGAUUUCCCAACAAGCGAUGCAGGGACUCAAACUGACAGUGACUAAAGAGCAGAGUGCCUGCAUAAAUUUAGUUGAAGUGAAUCAAAAUAGCAAUAAAACUAAAACUCGAUCGGCCCUAUAUGUAUAGAUAGGAAUAGGGGAUCAGUUUUUCAUUACCUUAUUUGGUUUUUUUUUUUAUUGGCCGCUAAGCCAUGUUGCCAUUGAAGUUCGAUUUGAUUUGAUUUGAUUAAUUUUUUUCUUCUGCAUUCAUAACAUUCUUACACAAUACAAUUUUCAUUACGUAACAAAUAUAAUAUACCGGUAAUUGAUUUUGGUAUGAGUCAUAAAGAAAAAAAAAUAAAUAAAAAAUUCAUUCUAAACAAAUAUGAUCUACUACCAACAAAAAUAAAAUAUUUACAGUUUGCAUGAGAUUAAAAGCAGAUUGCUUAAAAAAUGACAACCGCGGAAUAAAACUCAUUAAAUUAAUCAAUACAUUUAUAAAGCAGAAUGGAAAUGUUAUUUUGUUCAUAAUUUUAUAAUGAUGAAGAUGAUAAGAAUGAGGAUGAUGGUGGUAAUGGUGAAAAUGAAGGCCAUGAUGGAGAUGAUGAUGAUGAUGAUGAUGGUCAUGGGAGAUGAUUUGGUGAUGAUUAAAUCACAGGAAAAGUGAUUUAAUGAUUAACUGAAAUACUGACACAGAAAACUCCCUUCAAAUAUUCUGAUGAUAACAUGGAUUUAAUAUUUGCCUUAAAUGAGUAAAGAGACGAACAUUUUUUGAUAGACUCUGGUAGAGAGUUCCAUAAAUCGGGACCGUGUUGUCUUAUUGAUGUCUGUGCAGAAGCAAGUUAGGGCUGAUUAAGUGAAAAUUUGAAGAGUUCCGUGUAGGGUUUGAAUGAAUAGAUGUGUUCAUUGUAUAAAACUGUGGAAUGAAGGUGGAAGCAUGUUAUUUACGUACUUGAACAUCAGCAGUAAACUUUGAAGUGAAUUUAUGUCAAAUACUGUUAGAGUCUUUAGUUUAUGUAAUAAUGGGUUUGUGUGUGCUAAAUACUGCGAAUCAGUAUAAAUUAGAAUAGCUUGUUUCUGUAAUAGAUAUAUUGUAUAAAUUUUAGUUUUUGCACAGGUUUCCCAAACUAUAUUGCAGUACGAUAUAUAGGGUAAAAUUGAUGUAUUGUAUAGUGCGACAAGGGUAGUUUGUGGAAUGUUUUUCAUUUUGAAAAGUACACAUUUCACGAGAUAUGCAACGUAUGUGUUCGUUCCAAUUUAAUUUCUCCUCUAUUGUAACACCUAUUGUAAUGAUUUUGUAUCAUUUUGUCUUUUCAGAGGAUUAUUGUCUAUGAUUAUAUUGUAAGGAAAUUCAGCAAUAUGUGAAUUUGUAUGUUUGAAAUACAUAAACUGUGUUAUAUAAUUAUAUACAUAUAUCAAGUGAAAAUUAAUUACACUUAAACCCUUUAGUUUUGGUAAUUCACGAUUGAUUGUAUCUACUAAAGUUUCUAAACUAUUAUGUGAACAAAAAAUGUUUGUGUCAUCUACAAAUAAUACUAAUGAGAACAAAGGCGUUACAUAAGUCAAAUCAUCGAUCCUUGUGGAACUCCACAUUUUAUUGAUUGAAGGUUAGAAGAAAUAUUAUUGUUAAUUACAUAUUGUUUUUUAUCUGAUAAAUAACUCUCAAACCAUGAUAAUGCAAUUAAUCUAACAUCAGUAUAUAUAACAUCAAAUGACUCCGGAAAAAAAGGAGGUUCAUUCACCAAAAGUCAAUGAUUCGUACAAAUAGGACAAUAUACGUGAUAACUAUGUGGCAAGUGAGGGUAUACCUCGCAGGUAACUUCUUCAUUGAUUAUGUAGGAUUUAUUAAUUCUCUACCGCAAUAAUGUCAACUUUAUUUGCUUAAAAAUUGCAUGCUGGCUGAUACUACUAUUCGAUUGGAAUAAAUUGAUCAGAAUAAAGAGAAAUAAUUUGAACAGCAAAUAUAUCAAUUUUGGCCCUGAUUCGACGUGGCCUUAUAUUCACUUUGAAAAAAAAAUCACCCUCUGUCAAUCCUGUUUACUCUGUCAAUUUUGUCUCGACGAAUCAAGUACACGCACAUGAAAGCAUUAUCUUAUUCAACAAUAAAUUACUGUAUUACUAUCAUAC